This is a messenger RNA of Saccoglossus kowalevskii, 1719 nucleotides long. Its product is annotated as kelch-like protein 24. Lineage: Eukaryota; Metazoa; Hemichordata; Enteropneusta; Harrimaniidae. Gene Ontology annotation, molecular function: protein binding. The record is from RefSeq and is a predicted model, not a curated record.
AUGUCAUCCAUCUUAGAAGAUCAGAUUUUAAUGAAAGCUGAAGUUGAGGAAACGCCUUACAACAUAGUUGUGUCUUCUCAAGUUAAUGAUCUUGAUUACUCUUCAUCACGUUUAGAUGAAAUGAAUGUGGCAAGGAAGAAAUCCAAACUAACUGAUGUCGUACUCGACGUGGGUGGCACUGAGUUCCCGUGUCAUAAAGUAGUGCUGGCAACCAGCUGCACUUACUUUAAGGGUAUGUUCGACAGUGGUAUGAAGGAGUGCCAACAACGUAAAAUAUCCAUCAAAGCAAUUGAAGCCACUACAAUGGGAUCACUCCUUGAUUACUUUUACACCGGGAAAACCACUAUCACCAGUUGCAAUGUACAGAGUGUCCUAAGAGCUGCAAACUUUUUUCAAGUGUUGACUUUAAGGGAUAAAUGUGCCAAGUUUCUAAUAACCAACAUGAAUGCUGAGACGUGCCUUGAUAUUUGGCAGAUGAUGGUGUCACUUUCUCUUUCAUUCAGCGAACAGGCGAAAAUAUACGUAUUGGAUCAUUUCAAAUUGGUUUGUAAGCUACAACAGUUUUUAGAAUUAACACAGGAAGAGCUGAUAGAACUUAUAUCAGAUGAGCACCUUGCUAUUGAUAGAGAAAAUCAAGCCGGAUCAGCGGUGCUGGACUGGUUUCACUAUGACGAAGAUUCCAGGAGACAUUAUUUUGUUGAAAUAUUACAACAUGUCAGACUGGAAUUAAUCACUUCUUUAUAUUUAGUUAAACAAAUCGGCAAAGAACUGUCAAAAGUGACACCUAAAACCACUCUAGUUUCAAAACUUGAAGGCAGACUUACUUCAAGUGAUAGAACUUUCGAGAAUCAGAAACCGAGAGAAACAAACAAUGUAGUGUGUUUCAUUGGAGCUGUUCUUGAUGGUCAAAAGGCUGGAGAUAUCAAUUACUUCAAUCCAAUAAACAAUGCAUGGUCCCACUUGACAACUAACACCUCAUCAUUGAAAGGAAGUGCCGUGGUUUAUGACAACUCUAUCGUAACUAGGGUGUCAAAAGGUAUUCAUACAUUCAAUAUGGAUACGCGUGAGUGGAAUAUAGAAGUAGAUGAAUUGAUCGACGGUGAUCGUGAUGAAUUGAAGAUGAUAUUAGUCGAUGAAAGGAUAUACUUUAUUGGAGGCAGAUUCCAUGCUUAUGACUUGAAUAAAAAACGCGAAGUUUUAGUUGAGCCAAUGUUAAAGAAAGUAGAAGGGACGUGUGCAGUUGCUUAUGGUGGAAAAAUAUACGUUUUUGGCGGUAGAUACAUGCAUUAUAAAGAGACAGAGAUGAUCCAGUGUUAUGAUCCAAAUUCUGAUACGUGGAUGCAUGUUGGUGACUUACCAGAAGAGGUACCCAAGAAGGACACUGUGGCUGUUGUUUUUGACCAAUUUAUAUAUCUUUUCAAGGACGCCAGCACGAUCUAUGUCUAUGACCCAAAAAGGUACGAAUGGUUGCGUGCGAUUCCCGGAUUAGAGACCGACACUUAUCAUGGCCGGUACACAGCCACUGUUUGCAAUAAUAAGAUAUACAUUAUAAGUGGCAUAAUAUCUGUUUAUGACCCUAUUCACUUCAUCUACAUAUACACUUUAGACCCAUUUGAAGGUGUGCUGGAAUUGACUACUAAAAUUAAAGUUCCAUCACCGUACUCGUCAAUUUCAUUACGACCCGAUAAGCAUUGCGUCACUGUUAGGCUGCAAAGCUGA